UCCCCACGUUGCAUACCCAUUUCAUUCCAAUCCGACGGGCAGCAUUCGUUUCCGCAGACAAAUAUAUACACCCCUGAAAACCUGAAUUCAGUAGUGAAAAAAUCUCAGUGACAGCAGCGGGAGAAAACUUGAAAUAUACAUCUUUCCUUAAGAAGGUAGUACAAUGGCUUUUGUCAACAGAAUUGGCAAUGUGCUAAAAAAUACAUUGAGCAGGCAUGCUCAGUUGGAAGUAUCGGCCUCCAAUCCAUCACUAUUCCAGGCAAUAAGAAGCAUGUCAUCUUCGAAGCUUUUUGUUGGAGGUCUCUCGUAUAAUAUGGAUGAAAUGAGUUUGAGGGAGACGUUCUCCAAAUGUGGAGAAGUGGUAGAAGCUAGAAUAAUCAUGGAUCGUGAGACCGGUAGGUCCCGAGGAUUUGGCUUUGUGACCUAUACCUCAACUGACGAGGCUUCCAGUGCCAUCCAGGAACUUGAUGGCCAGGAACUUCAAGGGCGAAGGGUAAAAGUGAAUUAUGCAACAGAAAGAACUCGGGGUGGGGGUUUUGGGGGUGGAUUUGGUGCAGGCAGUGGAUUUAACUAUGGUGGUAACUAUGGAGGCUCUGGAGGAUAUCAAGGUGGCAAUUUUGGAGGUGGUGGUGGUGGCAAUUACCCAAGAGCAGACGGAAACUUUGGUGGAGGGGGUGGAUAUGGGGCUAACAAUUACCCCAGUGGAGGAGGAAGUGGAUAUGGUGGCCACAGCAGCUAUCCCAGUGGAGAUGGGGGAUUUGGUGGCAGUAACAAUUACGCCAGCGGAGGCGGUGGCUAUGGCGGUGAAAGUAGCUUUUCCUCUCCUGGAUAUGGUGGUACACUUGGGACAUACGCCGAAGAUCAAGAACAGGGUGGAAAUGAAAGUGGAACUGGAGCUGAAAUUAACGAUUUUGCUGAUGAUCUGGAUGCAAAUGACAGGGAUGACAAUGAUGAGCCGAAUGAUUAUGCCAACACAAGGCGCUGAAUCCUUUCAAAUGUUCCGUGAAACAGCAGUAUUAUAGGAGCAUCCUCUAGAAUUGAAAGAAGUUAAUACUUAUUCUGCUUUCAGUUUUCCCUUCUUGAUGUGACCGGGUUAUUUCCACCCGUGGUUCUAACCAGUUAAUAAAUGUAUUACAUUGCAUGUUCGUCUUUUUAUUAGAAGAGAAAAAGGUGUGAUUUAGAGGGAAAAAAAGAAACAAAUAUGCAAUACGUCGCCGGAUUUUGUACUCCCGAAUUUGGAAAAGCUUUGGUAGUAAAUGGGAAGAAAACAGAAAUUUUGUUC
Molecule: messenger RNA, 1282 nt
Organism: Olea europaea var. sylvestris
Lineage: Eukaryota; Viridiplantae; Streptophyta; Magnoliopsida; Lamiales; Oleaceae
Product: glycine-rich RNA-binding protein 3, mitochondrial-like
Exons: 5
Coding region: 164-985 (273 amino acids)
Molecular function (GO): RNA binding
Source: RefSeq, a predicted model, not a curated record